AUGGAAAACCAAACAACAGUGUAUGUGUUGGUUCUCGCUGGUCUGUCUGAUCUUCCAAGUCUUCAGCUUCCUCUAUUCCUGGUGUUUCUCCUCAUCUAUCUUAUAACUCUGACUGGGAACCUUCUCAUCCUUCUCCUGAUCUUCACUGAUUCCCAUCUUCACACCCCCAUGUACUUCUUCCUUGGAACCCUGGCAUGUCUGGAUAUGAGUUACUCCUCAGUCACUGUCCCAAGAAUGCUCUUUGAUUUACUCACACGAAAAAAAGUCAUUUUAGUGAGAGAUUGUAUAACUCAGGUCUUCUUCUUCUUUUUUUUCUGUACAUCUGAGGUGUUUCUGCUGGCAGUGAUGUCCUGUGACAGAUACAUUGCUAUCUGCCGCCCUCUUCACUACAUGCAGAUAAUGACCUGGAAUGUUUGUGUUCAGCUUGUAUCAAUCAUUUUGUUUUUUGGAUUAGUAUGUUCCUCGUUGAACAUUGGUUUUUUAACUAAACUGACAUUUUGCAACUCUGAUGCUUUGCAAAGUUUUUUUUGUGAUCUUCCCCAGUUGUUUCAAGUCUCCUGUAGUGACACAAUCAUCAAUGUAUUGCUUAUGUUUCUCUUGCUGAUAGUGUUUGGAAUGGGCCCUUUUGGAGUCACCAGAUUGAUGGACAUUAUAGAGGCUGAUUUUCAAGGGGCGACUUGCCUUGUUUACUUCGGUAACAUUAUUGUGAUUGGUAGGACAUUUGAUGAAAAACUUGAAAUGAACCAGAGAUUGGGACCCAUUUGA
This is a messenger RNA of Xenopus tropicalis (tropical clawed frog), 765 nucleotides long. RefSeq names its product olfactory receptor family 5 subfamily B member 12 (gene or5b12). The transcript is spliced from 2 exons. Bases 1 to 765 code for a protein of 254 amino acids. The record is from RefSeq and is a predicted model, not a curated record. Gene Ontology annotation, cellular component: plasma membrane; membrane. Gene Ontology annotation, molecular function: G protein-coupled receptor activity; olfactory receptor activity. Lineage: Eukaryota; Metazoa; Chordata; Amphibia; Anura; Pipidae. Gene Ontology annotation, biological process: G protein-coupled receptor signaling pathway; signal transduction; detection of chemical stimulus involved in sensory perception of smell.